This is a messenger RNA of Vigna angularis (adzuki bean), 1092 nucleotides long. RefSeq lists its product as uncharacterized. The transcript has a single exon. NCBI's taxonomy places the organism in Eukaryota, Viridiplantae, Streptophyta, Magnoliopsida, Fabales, Fabaceae. The coding region runs from base 1 to 1092 and encodes 363 amino acids. The record is from RefSeq and is a predicted model, not a curated record.
AUGAGUAACAUCGGGUUUGAGAAGUGUGCAUCUGAACAUGGAGUGUAUGUUCAGUGUUAUCAGCAUAAUGGAAGAAAAGAAAUGUUAAUAGUGUGCUUGUAUGUGGAUGACAUGCUAAUCACAGGAAGCAGUGUUGAAAGAAUUGCUAAUUUCAAAGUCCAAAUGUUACAGGAAUUUGAAAUGAGUGAUUUGGGGCAACUAAACUAUUUUCUUGGGAUUGAAUUCACUAAAACUGAUGAGGGAUUAGUGAUGCAUCAGUCCAGAUAUACAUUGGAUAUGUUAAACAAGUUUAACAUGCUUCAUUGUAAUUCUGCAAACACUCCAACAGAGGUAGGGUUGAAACUUGAGAAGGAUCCAGAAGAGGAAGGGGUUGAUCCUACUGAGUACAGGAAAAUGGUUGGAAGCCUAAGAUACUUGUGUAAUACCAGGCUAUACAUUAGUUACAGUGUGGGCCUGGUUAGCAGAUAUAUGCAGAAUCCUAAAAUUUCUCAUCUGAUGGCUAUUAAACGAAUUCUGAGAUACCUAAAAGGUACUCAUAGCUUUGGGAUUUUACUGCCAGGAGGAGAAUCAGAGGGAGAGGUAAGAAUUAAUUCUUACUCUGACUCAGAUUGGUGUGGAGACAAAAGUGACAGGAGAAGUACUACUGGGUAUGUAUUUUUCUUAAAUGGAGCACCAAUUUCUUGGAGCUCUAUAAAAGAACCAGUAGUGGCUCUUUCAUCGUGCGAGGCUGAAUAUAUUGCUGCCUGUGAAGCCACAUGUCAGGCGGCUUGGCUAAGUUCCUUAAUGAGUGAAUUGAAGAUUGAAGUAGAAGGGAAGGUCAGACUGCUUGUGGACAACAAGUCAGCCAUAGACCUGACCAAACAUCCUACAUCGCAUGGCAGGAGCAAGCAUAUUGAAACUCGUUUCCACUCCAUCGGGGAACAAGUUAGUAAAGGGAAGCUCGAAGUUGUAUACUGCAUAUUCGAGGACCAGAUUGCAGACAUACUUACUAAGGCACUGAAAGGUGAACGCUUUCUAAUACUUAGAAAGCAGAUCGGAGUAAAAAAGGUGGAGAUCAAGGUAGAUCUACAGAAAAGAACUAUGAAAACCUAG